GGGGCCGACGCGGCGGCAGUGGGAGGCAGGGGUCCGCGGGAAAGGGUUCCUCGCCGGGCUGCUGGGUUGUGACACUCAGUCCGAGGAGGCAGAAGUGGAUGUGAGAGGAGAGGCAGAAGUGCGGCGAGAGCCAGAGAGCGAGCAAGGGCAAAAGGCACCAGUGGGGAGAGCUCCAUGCAGUUCAGCACCAGACCGGCGAGCUCUGAGUCCGGCUUCAUGGGAACAUGGCAGCAGCAGAGCAGUGAGAGCAACCUCCUCUUCAGAAUGUCCCAACAGGCCAUCCGCUGCACUCUGGUGAACUGCACAUGCGAGUGUUUCCAGCCGGGCAAGAUCAACCUGCGGACAUGUGACCAUUGCAAACACGGCUGGGUGGCCCACGCGCUGGACAAGCUGAGCACGCAGCACUUGUACCACCCGACACAGGUGGAGAUCGUCCAGUCCAACGUGGUGUUCGACAUCAGCAGCCUGAUGCUGUACGGCACUCAGGCGGUUCCUGUGCGCCUCAAGAUCCUGCUGGACCGACUCUUCAGCGUGCUCAAGCAAGACGAGGUGCUACACAUCCUGCACGGCCUGGGCUGGACGCUGCGGGACUAUGUGCGUGGCUACAUCCUGCAGGACGCUGCGGGCAAGGUGCUGGACCGCUGGACCAUCAUGUCUCGGGAGGAGGAGAUCAUCACCCUGCAGCAGUUCUUGCGGUUCGGGGAGACCAAAUCCAUUGUGGAGCUCAUGGCCAUUCAGGAGAAGGAGGGUCAGGCGGUUACGGUGCCCUCAUCCAAGACCGAUUCUGACAUCAGGACGUUUAUUGAGAGCAACAACCGCUCGCGCAGCCCCACUCUCCUGACACACCUGGAGAACAGCAACCCCUCCAGCAUCCACCACUUUGAGAACAUCCCCAACAGCCUGGCCUUCCUGCUGCCCUUCCAGUACAUCAACCCAGUAUCAGCGCCCAUGCUGGGUCUUCCUCCCAAUGGGCUCAUGUUGGAGCAGCCAAGCCUGAGGCUGCGGGAGCCCAGCCUGCCGAACCCGAGCGAGCCCAACGAGAGCAACGAGUCAGAGGUCUCGCUCUCACCAUUCCGCAGUGGCCAGAGCCCGAGCCGGGGGGUAGCAACUGCUGUAAUACCCAGCGGGAUUGAGCCCAAGUCUGAGCCUGGCAGUGCCCCUCCCAUCUCUCCAAGCCCCACGACCCAGCAACCCCAGCAGAAUCCAGGCCAGCAGCAACAGCAGCAGCAGCAACCACAGGUCCACCAACAGCAGCAGCAGCAACCAGGAGUCUUGAACAACCACCAUCCCCACCAUCCCUUUGUGAAGAGUGAGCAGGCCAAAAGCAUUGGCACCUCUUCGUUUUCAUCAAAGAUGCACCGCAUGCGCCGAAUGGGCUCAACCUCCCGCAAGGGUCGCGUGUGCUGCAAUGCCUGCGGCAAGACCUUCUACGACAAGGGCACACUGAAGAUCCACUACAAUGCCGUGCACCUCAAGAUCAAACACCGGUGUACCAUUGAGGGGUGCAACAUGGUCUUCAGCUCCCUGCGCAGCCGCAACCGCCACAGUGCCAACCCUAACCCUCGUUUACACAUGCCCAUGCUGAGAAACAACCGGGACAAGGAUCUCAUCCGCGCCAACUCCAGUUCAGGAACGCCAGUCAUCUCCAGCACCAAGGGUGGCCUGACCCUUACCAGUCCGGGCCGGCCACCGCUGGGCUUCGCCACACCACCUCUCGACCCCAUGCUGCAAUCACCCCUCCAAAGCCCAUUGGUUUUCCCAUCCUUGAAGUCGGUCCAACCUGUGCAGCCGGUACCACCUUUCUACCGCAACCUACUGUCCCCGGGUGAACUGGUCAGCCCCUCAGUCUCCCUGCCAACCAGCCCCAUACUGCCAACAGCCACCAACAGCACAUCUCUGAUAGAGCAGCAGCAGCAACAACAGGUCACAGCGUCCAACUCUCAAAAUCCAAUCUUGUCCGAGCCUGGGCUUGUAGGUCAAAGGCUGCUCAAUCUAAGUGGUCAGGACCACUCCAUCGACCCUAUGCCUAAGAAGAAGCCAAGGAAGUCCAGCAUGCCAGUGAAGAUUGAGAAAGAAGUGAUCAGUGUGCCUGAUGCAUUUGAAGACAGAGACGAGGAGGAAGAGGAUAGUAGGCCACUGAAUGGCUUGCCAAGCAGCCAGGGCUUUUAUUCACAUUCACACCUGCACAACAAUGGGAGCCAGAACAGCAGCAACCACAGUGGGGGUAGCUGUCAGCAGUCUCCGUCCCAGGACGAGAUGAGCCCCGGCCUGGCCCUGAGAACCAUGCUGCAGCACGAACGAGAAGAAGCCAGGGCUGGAGGGGAGCUCCGUUGCAUGGACAGCUUCAGCUCCGAGGACCAAGACCAUGAAAGGGACUUUGAGAACGAGUCGGAGACCUCUGAGUCCAAGAUGUGUUGUGGGGAUGAGCUCAUGGACACGGAAGACCAGAGGAACUUCGGCAGCCUUGACAAGGAGCUGGAGGUGGAGGAGAACCACAUGAAGAAGGAGAUGGCGGACAACGGGCUCUCCUCACCAUCUCCUCAUCAGCCUGUAAUCAAAAUCAAGGAGGAGCUGAGUGACCCCACGUAUGAUAUGUUCUGCAUGGGUCAGUACGGACUCUACAAUGGAGGAGGAGGGAUGGCAGCUGCAGCAGCGGCAGCAGCCGCUGCAGCUAGCAUGGCUGCUCUACACGAGAGCUUUGUCUCCUCCAUGGGCUACAGCGCCAGCCCACCCAAGUUCUCCUCACAGUCCUCAGAAGGUGACCUGUACUCUAGCCCCGACCCUAAGAUCUGCUACGUUUGCAAGAAGAGUUUCAAGAGCUCCUACAGUGUGAAGCUUCACUACAAGAACGUGCAUUUGAAAGAGAUGCACAUGUGCACUGUGGCCGGCUGCAAUGCUGCUUUCCCUUCACGGCGGAGUCGAGACAGGCACAGCGCCAACAUCAACCUGCACCGCAAACUGCUGACCAAAGAGUUGGACGACAUGAUCAUGGACCCCCACAGCAGGGCGCUGCGCAAUGAGCUCCUGGCCAAGAUCUACGGCAGCCCGCACCUCGCACUGGACGCCCUGGCGGGGGCCGGAGGGGCCGUGGUGCUCAUGAAGGAGCUGGGCCACGACAUCGGUGACGGCGACGACGACGAUGACGACGACCCCGCGGGCGCAGACUACAGCCGGGCCGACAGCUGCGCCCGCUUCCUGCCGUCGAAGUACGCGGCGCUGGACCUGAGCGCGGCCUCCAGCGUCCACUCCGGCGGCAGCACGUACUCGUGGCGCGGGUCAGACGAGGGCAGCGACGAGGGCAUCUUGCUGGAUGACCUGGAGGGCGCCAGCGACGGAGAGGAGGGCUGCGACAGGGCCGCGGAGGGCGGUGAUGGCAGCGGCGGGCGUGGCUGCGGGGACGAUGACCCCGCCUCCCGGGCCACCCCGGGGGGCAUCGUGUGCGCGCUCUGCCACAAGGUGUACAGCAACAAGGGGACGCUGCGCGUGCACUUCAAGACGGUGCACCUGCGCGAGAUGCACAAGUGCAAAGUGCCGGGCUGCAGCAUGAUCUUCUCGUCCGUGCGCAGCCGCAACAGGCACAGCCAAAACCCAAACCUUCACAAACAGGUGCCCUUCGGCGCCGUGCUCCAUUAGCCACGCCCCCUCGAACCUGCAGCGCCGCAGCUCCGGUUCCACGCCCCUCCUCGGAACCACGGGAGCCAGAGAUGCUCGUCGACGGGCCCCGGCCGCGUGACCGC
Scleropages formosus (Asian bonytongue) is the source of this 3737-nucleotide messenger RNA. RefSeq names its product zinc finger protein basonuclin-2-like. NCBI's taxonomy places the organism in Eukaryota, Metazoa, Chordata, Actinopteri, Osteoglossiformes, Osteoglossidae. Gene Ontology annotation, cellular component: nucleus. Bases 175 to 3633 code for a protein of 1152 amino acids. Gene Ontology annotation, biological process: regulation of DNA-templated transcription. The record is from RefSeq and is a predicted model, not a curated record. The transcript is spliced from 6 exons.